AAAAAUGUAAUAAUGAUGGAUUUUCUUAUCAUUUUUCUUUUACUUUUUAUUGGAACUUCAGAGACCCAGGUUGAUGUUUCCAAUGCGGUUCCUGGUACUAGGUACGAUGUAACUAUCUCUUCUAUUUCUGCUACCACAUACAGCUCACCUGUUAGUAGAACAGUGACAACGAAUGUAACAAAACCAGGACCUCCAGUCUUCCUAGCAGGAGAAAGAGUUGGAUCUGCUGGGAUUCUUCUGUCUUGGAAUACACCACCUAAUCCAAAUGGAAGGAUUAUAUCUUACAUUGUGAAAUAUAAGGAGGUUUGUCCAUGGAUGCAAACAGAAUACACACAAGUUAGAACAAAGCCAGAUAGUCUGGAAGUUCUUCUUACUAAUCUUAAUCCUGGAACAACAUAUGAAAUCAAGGUUGCUGCUGAAAACAGUGCUGGUAUUGGAGUGUUUAGUGACCCAUUUCUUUUCCAAACUGCAGAAAGUGCUCCAGGAAAAGUGGUGAAUCUCACAGUUGAGGCCUUUAACUAUUCUGCAGUAAACCUGAUUUGGUAUUUACCUUGGCAACCAAAUGGCAAAAUAACCAGCUUCAAGAUUAGUGUCAAGCAUGCCAGAAGUGGGAUAGUAGUGGAAGAUGUCUCCAUCAGAGUAGAAGACAUUUUGACUGGGAAAUUGCCAGAAUGUAAUGAGAAUAAUGAAUCUUUUUUAUGGAGUACAACCAGCCCUUCUCCAACCCUUGGUAGAGUUACACCUCCAUCACGUACCACAUAUUCAAGCACGUUGGCAAGGAGUGAGAUAAGCUCUGUGUGGAAAGAGCCUAUAAGUUUCGUAGUGACACGUUUGAGACCUUAUACAACGUAUCUUUUUGAAGUUUCUGCUGUUACAACUGAAGCAGGUUAUAUUGAUAGUACCAUUGUCAGGACACCAGAAUCAGUGCCUGAAGGACCACCACAAAAUUGUGUAACAGGCAACAUUACAGGGAAGUCCUUUUCAAUUUCAUGGGACCCACCAAAUGUGGUAACAGGGAAAUUUAGUUAUAGAGUUGAAUUAUAUGGACCAUCAGGUCAGAUUUUGGAUAAUAGCACAAAAGACCUCAAGUUUGCAUUCACUAACCUAACACCAUUUACAGUAUAUGAUGUAUAUGUUGCCGCUGAGACCAGUGCAGGAAUUGGACCCAAAUCAAAUAUUUCAGUAUUCACUCCUCCAGAAGUUCCAGGUCCAAUAUUUGAUUUACAACUUGCAGAAGUAGAAGCCACACAAAUAAGAAUUACUUGGAAGAAACCACGACAACCAAAUGGAAUCAUUAACCAAUACCGAGUCAAAGUGCUAGUUUCAGAGACAGGAGUAAUUCUGGAAAAUACUUUGCUCACAGGAAAAGAUGAGUAUGUAGAUGCCCCCAUGACUCCAGAAACUGUAAACAUAGUAGAGUCAAUGGCAGAAUUAUUUGAGGGUUCAGCAGAGAUAUCUUCAGACCUGUACUCGCUUGCUUCAGCUAUAUAUAACAGUCAUCCCCAUAAUAACUUUCCUGUGAGAAACAGAGCUGAAGACCAGCAUUCAGCAGUUGGAACAAGGAAUCUGUAUAUCACUGACAUUGCUGCUGAACAGCUGUCUUACGUUAUCAGGAGACUUGUACCUUUCACUGAGCACAUGAUUAGUGUAUCUGCUUUCACCAUCAUGGGAGAAGGACCACCAACGGUUCUCAAUGUCAGGACACAUGAGCAAGUGCCAAGCUCCAUUCAAAUUAUAAACUAUAAAAAUAUUAGUUCUUCAUCUAUUUUGUUGUAUUGGGAUCCUCCAGAAUAUCCCAAUGGAAAAAUAACUCAUUAUACAAUUUAUGCAAUGGAACUGGAUACAAACAGAGCAUUCCAGAUGACUACUACAGAUAACAGCUUUCUCAUAACAGGGUUAAAGAAAUACACAAAAUAUAAAAUGAGAGUGGCUGCCUCAACCCAUGUUGGAGAAAGUUCUUUGUCUGAAGAAAAUGACAUCUUUGUAAGAACUCCAGAAGAUGAACCAGAAUCACCACCUCAAGAUGUGGAAGUUAUUGAUGUUACUGCAAGUGAGAUAAAUUUGAAGUGGUCACCACCUGAGAAACCCAAUGGGAUUAUUGUUGCUUAUGAAGUGCUGUAUAAAAAUAUGGAUACCUUGUUUAUGAAGAACACCUCAACCACAAACAUAAUUUUAAGGGACUUAAAACCUUACACCCUCUACAACAUUUCUGUCCGGUCAUAUACCAGGUUUGGUCAUGGCAAUCAGUUAUCUUCUUUACUCUCUGUAAGAACUUCUGAGACUGUGCCUGAUAGUGCACCAGAAAAUAUUACUUACAAAAACAUAUCUUCUGGAGAGAUUGAGCUAUCAUUCCUUCCCCCAAGUAGUCCUAAUGGAAUCAUACAAAAAUAUACAAUUUAUCUCAGGAGAAGUAGUGAAAAUGAGGAAAGAACUAUAAAUACAACCUCUUUGACCCAAAGCAUUAAAGGACUGAAGAAAUAUACCCAAUACAAGAUCGAGGUGUCUGCUAGUACACUCAGGGGUGAAGGAGUGCGGAGUAAGCCCCUAAAUGUACUGACUGAAGAAGAUGCUCCUGAUUCUCCCCCCCAAGACUUCUCUGUAAAACAGUUGUCUGGUGUCACGGUGAAGUUGUCAUGGCAACCACCCCUGGAGCCAAAUGGAAUUAUCCUCUAUUACACAGUUUAUGUCUGGGAUAGAUCGUCAUUAAAAACUAUCAAUGUAACUGAAGCAUCACUAGAGUUCUCAGAUUUGGACUAUGAUGUUGAAUAUAAUGCUUAUGUAACAGCUAGCACCAGGUUUGGUGAUGGGAAAAUGAGAAGCAGUAUCAUUAACUUUCGAACACCCGAGGGAGCACCAAGUGAUCCUCCCAAAGAUGUUCAUUAUGCAAAUCUCAGUUCUUCAUCAAUAAUGCUCUUUUGGAUGCCUCCUUCAAAACCUAAUGGGAUUAUACAAUAUUAUUCUGUUUAUUACAGAAAUACUUCGGGUACUUUUGUGCAGAAUUUUACACUCGAUGAAGUAACCAAUGACUUUGACAAUAUGACCGUAUCUGCAAUAAUAGAUAAACUGGCAAUAUUCAGCUACUAUACACUUUGGGUAACAGCGAGUACUUCAGUUGGAAAUGGGAAUAAAAGCAGUGACAUAGUUGAAGUAUAUACAGAUCAAGACAUACCUGAAGGGUUUGUUGGAAACCUAACUUACGAGUCCAUUUCGUCAACUGCAAUAAAUGUAAGCUGGAGCCCACCAUCUCAACCAAAUGGUCUAGUCUUCUACUAUGUUUCUCUGAGCUUACAGCAGACUCCUCGCCACGUGAGACCACUUCUCGUUACGUAUGAGAGAAGCAUGUAUUUUGAUAAUCUGGAAAAAUAUGCUGAUUACAUAUUAAAAAUCACUCCAUCAACAGAAAAGGGAUUCUCUGAUACCUAUACUGCCCAGCUACACAUCAAAACUGAGGAAGAUGUCCCAGAAACUUCACCAAUAAUCAACACUUUUAAAAACCUUUCCUCUACCUCAGUUCUUUUAUCCUGGGAUCCCCCAGUAAAGCCAAAUGGUGCAAUAAUAAGUUAUGAUUUAACUUUACAAGGACCAAAUGAAAAUUAUUCUUUCAUUACCUCUGAUAACUAUCUAAUAUUGGAAGAGCUUUCACCAUUUACAUUAUAUAGUUUUUUUGCUGCUGCAAGAACUGUAAAAGGACUUGGUCCUUCCAGUACUCUUUUCUUUUACACAGAUGAGUCAGUGCCUUUAGCACCUCCUCAAAAUUUGACUUUAAUCAACUAUACUUCAGACUUUGUAUGGCUGAAAUGGAACCCAAGUCCUGUUCCAGGCGGUCUUGUUAAAAUAUAUAGUUUAAAAAUUCAUGAACAUGAAACUGAUACUGUAUUUUAUAAGAAUAUUUCAGGUGUUCAAACUGAAGCCCAACUUUUUGGACUGGAACCAGUCAGCACUUAUUCUAUCAGCGUAUCUGCCUUUACAAAAGUCGGAAAUGGCAAUCAAUUUAGUAAUGUAGUAAAAUUCACAACUCAAGAAUCAGUUCCAGAUGUUGUACAGAACAUACAGUGUAUGGCAACUAGCUGGCGGUCAGCUUUAGUGAAGUGGGAUCCACCAAAAAAGGCAAAUGGAAUAAUUACACAUUAUCUGGUAACAGUUGAAAGGAAUUCUACAAAAGUCUCUCCCCAAAAUCAUAUGUAUACUUUCAUGAAACUUCUUGCCAAUACCUCAUAUGUCUUUAAAAUAAGAGCUUCAACCUCAGCAGGUGAAGGUGAUGAAAAAACAUGCAACAUCAGCACACUACCUGAAGCAGUUCCCAGUGUUCCCACAAAUAUUACUUUUUCUAAUGUUCAGGCCACUAGUGCAACAUUAACAUGGAUGAGACCUGACACUAUUUUUGGCUACUUCCAAAAUUACAAGAUAACCACUCAACUGCGGGCUCAGAAAUGCCUAGAAUGGGAUUCUGAAGAAUGUGUUGAAUAUCAAAAAAUUCAAUACCUUUAUGAAGCUGACCUAACUGAAGAGACAGUGUAUGGAUUAAAGAAAUUUAGAUGGUACAGAUUCCAAGUGGCUGCUAGCACCAAUGCUGGCUAUGGAGAUGCUUCAAAUUGGAUAUCUACACAAACCCUUUCUGGUCCUCCAGAUGGUCCUCCUGAAAGUGUGUAUGUAGUAGCAACAUCACCUUUUAGCAUCAACAUCAGCUGGAGUGAACCUGCCACCAUUACUGGACCAACAUUCUAUCUAAUUGAUGUCAAAUCGGUAGAUAGUGAUGAAUUUAAUGUUUCCUUCAUCAAGUCAAAUGAGGAAAAUAAGACCAUAGAAAUUAAAGAUUUGAAAAUAUUCACAAGGUAUUCUGUGAUGAUCACAGCAUUCACUGGAGACUUGAGUACUGCAUAUGUAGAUGGAAAGUCAAGUGCUGAAAUGAUUGUUACUACUUUAGAAUCAGUUCCCAAGGAUCCACCUAACAACAUGACAUUUCAGAAGAUACCAGACGAAGUUACAAAAUUUCAGUUAACAUUUCUUCCUCCUUCUCAACCCAAUGGAAAUAUUCAAGUUUACCAAGCUCUGGUUUACCGAGAAGAUGAUCCUACUGCUGUCCAGAUUCACAACCUCAGUAUUAUCCAGAAAACUGACACAUCUGUCAUUGCGAUGUUAGAAGGACUAAAAGGUGGACAUACAUAUAACAUCAGUGUUUAUGCAAUCAACAGUGCUGGCGCAGGGCCAAAGGUUCAGAUGAGAAUAACUAUGGACAUUAAAGCUCCAGCACGACCGAAAACCAAACCAAUCCCUAUUUAUGAUGCCACAGGAAAAUUGCUUGUGACUUCAACAACAAUUACAAUCAGAAUGCCAAUAUGUUACUACAAUGAUGAUCAUGGACCAAUCAAAAAUGUACAAGUGCUUGUAACAGAAGCAGGAGCUCAGCAUGAUGGAAAUGUAACAAAGUGGUAUGAUGCAUAUUUUAAUAAACCAAGGCCAUAUUUUACAAAUGAAGGCUUUCCUAACCCCCCAUGCAUGGAGGGAAAGACAAAGUUCAGUGGCAAUGAAGAAAUCUACAUCAUUGGUGCUGAUAAUGCAUGUAUGAUUCCUGGCAAUGAAGAUAGAAUUUGCAAUGGGCCUCUGAAACCAAAAAAACAAUACUUAUUUAAAUUUAGAGCCACAAAUGUUAUGGGACAAUUUACUGAUUCUGAUUAUUCUGAUCCUGUUAAGACUUUAGGUGAAGGACUUUCUGAAAGAAGUGUAGAAAUUAUUCUUUCUGUCACUUUGUGUAUCCUGUCAAUCAUUCUUCUUGGAACAGCUAUUUUUGCAUUUGCAAGAAUUCGACAGAAGCAGAAAGAAGGUGGCACGUACUCUCCUCGAGAUGCAGAAAUUAUUGACACUAAAUUCAAGCUGGAUCAGCUCAUCACUGUGGCAGAUCUGGAACUGAAGGACGAGAGAUUAACGCGAUAUUCUUCAUUUUUCUUUAGACGCAAGGAGAUUUUUGUCAUCCAGCCGGUAAGCAAGAAAUCCUUCCUGCAACAUGUUGAAGAGCUUUGCACAAACAACAACCUAAAGUUUCAAGAAGAAUUUUCGGAACUACCAAAAUUCCUUCAGGAUCUUUCUUCAACUGAUGCCGAUCUGCCUUGGAACAGAGCAAAAAACCGCUUUCCAAACAUAAAACCAUAUAAUAACAACAGAGUGAAGCUGAUAGCUGAUGCUAGCAUUCCAGGAUCAGAUUAUAUCAAUGCCAGCUAUGUUUCUGGAUACUUAUGUCCAAAUGAAUUUAUUGCCACUCAAGGUCCAUUACCAGGAACAGUUGGGGAUUUUUGGAGAAUGGUAUGGGAAACCAGAGCGAAAACAUUAGUAAUGCUAACACAGUGUUUUGAAAAAGGACGGAUCAGAUGCCAUCAGUAUUGGCCAGAGGACAACAAGCCAGUUACCGUCUUUGGAGAUAUAGUGAUUACAAAGCUAAUGGAGGAUGUUCAAAUAGAUUGGACCAUCAGGGAUCUGAAAAUUGAAAGGCAUGGAGAUUGCAUGACUGUUCGACAGUGUAACUUUACUGCUUGGCCUGAGCAUGGGGUCCCUGAAAACAGUGCCCCUCUGGUUCACUUUGUAAAACUGGUUCGAGCAAGCAGAGCCCAUGACACCACACCUAUGAUUGUUCACUGCAGUGCUGGAGUUGGAAGGACUGGAGUUUUUAUUGCUCUGGAUCACUUAACACAACAUAUAAAUGAUCACGAUUUUGUGGAUAUAUAUGGAUUGGUAGCUGAACUGAGAAGUGAGAGAAUGUGCAUGGUACAGAACCUGGCACAGUAUAUCUUUUUAUACCAGUGCAUUCUGGAUCUCUUAUCAAGUAAAGGAAGUAAUCAGCCCAUCUGUUUUGUUAACUAUUCAGCACUUCAGAAGAUGGACUCUUUGGAUGCCAUGGAAGGUGAUGUGGAGCUUGAAUGGGAAGAAACCACCAUGUAAAUAUCCAGACCAAAGAUUACAACUGGAAGAUAUUUUCAAAUCCCAAGGGCCAAAGUUUCCCCCUCACUCUUCUGAAUUGAAAUGUGCAACUGUAAAGAAAUCUGUUUCUGCUACUGUGCCUUUACUAAAUGGAUUGACAUUUUAGGAAUAGUCCUAGGACAUAGCUAAUUCAGGAUAGCUAUUUGUUUUAUACAGAAUUGUUAUGCACUUAAAAUGUUUAAGAAAAGAUAUCCCAGAGAUUUUUGAAGUCUUCCGUAACUUUGGAAUGAGCCAAAUAGAAAAUUAUCAUUAUAUUAGCAUUAAUCUUUCCGGGUAAAUUUUCCCCACAUAUUGGAUUGAAUCUUGAACAAAAGUUGUAAAUAUUGAUUCGGUGAUGUUAUUUUGGCCUCCGUGGUGUUAACGUUUCUUGUGGAUAACUUCCAGGACUGUCAUAAUGAUCUGUACUUCCAUGUACACUCCUGUGUUUUUGAAUCCUCUCUUUUAUGAGUGCUGAGAUAUCAUCUCAUGAUCUCCAACAGCUGAACUGUAACCCCUUGACACUGCCCGGAUUACUUAGCCUUUAUACAACACACAGUAGCUCUUCGGGGACACUAAGGGCUAUUUCAGUUGCAUUGUGAUCUUUAGUUUGAAAACCAACAAGAAACGAAACAGUGCGAUUGCUCAUAGGAAGCUGUGAAGUACAUUUGUACUGUCUACAUCUGUACCUUUUUCAGGACAAGUUGUACCACUCUGUUGUAUAAUUAAAUACAUGGCUAAAUGUAUCAGAGUAUUUGUACUUUAGAUGUCUAUUCAACCUGAUAUUAAUAGUUUUGAAAAGUCUCUCCAGCAGAAAUGUAUGAUGUAUGGCAAACUUGUAAACUGAUGAUGUGCUGCUGUGGUGCCAACAGAAACUUCUGAAUAGAUUACAUAAAAGGAUCUUCUUUCAUCUCCGAAGGUAGAUCAUUGAGGAGGAUAUUUGGUGAAACUGCAAACAAAGAAAUUAGCCAGCUUGUAGCAAAUUAGAGAUUUUUAUUAACACAUUUCAACCUCCUUUUUGUUAGAUAGUGACAAUGUUAGAUAAGUUUUGAACUAUAUGAAAUUAUUUUGUCAUAGAUUUCAAUUAAGGAUCAUAUAAUGAACUAGUAUCAAUUAUUCUAUUUCCUCUAUGAUAAGAAUUAUACCUUAUGCUUAUUUCUGGUGGCAUAUACAUAUAGAAAAUGUGAUGGCCAAUAAAAUUAAAUUUUAAGGCA
Messenger RNA from Nyctereutes procyonoides (raccoon dog), 8159 nucleotides. RefSeq names its product protein tyrosine phosphatase receptor type Q (gene PTPRQ). Gene Ontology annotation, molecular function: protein binding; protein tyrosine phosphatase activity. Gene Ontology annotation, biological process: protein dephosphorylation. The transcript has 45 exons. The record is from RefSeq and is a predicted model, not a curated record. NCBI's taxonomy places the organism in Eukaryota, Metazoa, Chordata, Mammalia, Carnivora, Canidae. Bases 13 to 6930 code for a protein of 2305 amino acids.